AUGCCGGAGAAAUCUUGGGAUGAGGCUGGUGGCUUGUUUGACAAGUUGGGAAGUGAUAUUGGAUCUCUCUACGACGACUUCGCUACGCCUGUCAUGGCAACGUCAUAUGAGAAUGACCUCCGUCGGGCUAUGCCCGGAGUUGAUCUUUCUUUUCUCGAAACGGGUUUUGGCGGCUCUCAAGAUCCUGCAUCGACACUCACUGAGGAUGUUCGGCUUCCGCUGUUCUCUGGAGAAAAUCACGACAAAGACCCAAAUUACUGCUCUUGCCUUGACCAUCAGACAAGACUUUUAUGUGAGCUGAAGAAUACCGAGUGUAAGCGUUCAGAGACAGCAGUGCCUUUACUUCUCCAGGCAACCCAGGAUAGCCAGGCGCUGUGGGAGCGACUAUCCAAUCGUUUCACUUGCCGACGCGAUCAAGACUCGGUGUCAGUUUUAAUACUGGCUAUGGGUCUUCGGAGUAUACUUCAGGGUCUGCAAUCUCUUUUGUCAAGGCAACGGUCAUCGUCUGUGAGGUCUUCAGCAUGGAGUGGAAGCUCCAGCGGAGGAAGCAGUCAAAGCCUCCCAUUCGACCAAGCGGGUAUAGAGUCUUUUAACCGACGACUCCAUGGCCCCACUCCCAAUACCAUCCGUGUUGGCGGCUUUCAAAUCCCGCACGAUGAGCAAGCCUUUCUCACAGACGUGCUGAUCGCUCGCACGUUCAGUAAAAUCAAGCGAAUUUAUGAUUCCAUGGUUAACGAUGUCAAUAGAGUGCAUGAGAGCCCCUUUGUAGCCAUCAGUACCAGUGACAAACGCCCAGUUCACUUCGUGUUGGAAGAUUUACAGACAUUGGUCAUGGCUACGGAAGAUUCUCUUCGGGCCAUCAUUCAUCGAUGA
Messenger RNA from Penicillium arizonense, 873 nucleotides. RefSeq lists its product as uncharacterized. Lineage: Eukaryota; Fungi; Ascomycota; Eurotiomycetes; Eurotiales; Aspergillaceae. The record is from RefSeq and is a predicted model, not a curated record. The transcript is spliced from 2 exons. Bases 1 to 873 code for a protein of 290 amino acids.